CAGAGACAUUGUUGAGUGGAUUCUUCUGGAACCAAAUCACACCGAACUCAGGUGUUUCUUACUCCUGCUGAUCUGUGCUCUCCAGUGGAUUUAGUACGUGAAUUUGAGGACAAUUCUCCUGUCUCUGCCUUCCAUCUCACCACAGACGUGCUGAAAUUACAGAUAGACACCACAGCAUCCAGCUGUUUACAUGGAAUCUGGGGACAAACUGAGGUCAUCAGUCUGGUGUGACAAGUGCUUUGAUCCAGUGAACCACAUUAACUGGCCCUGACAAGACAUAUUUUUGUUUCUACAGUCUAUUGUCCCGAGUUAUUGUAAACUUAUAGCAUGGUACUGAAGCAAUGGCUCAGAGGUUCAGCAUGUUUGCUGCUCGUCACGGAGACUUGAGUUUGGUUCUCAGCACCCAUGCAGGACUGAGCUCAGAAGAGUUAGCACAUUUUGCUAAGGUCAAAACGUCUGGGGAAAUACAAGAGUCUUCAGUGUGAAGCUGCUGCUGAGUGAUACUUGUUGCCCUGAGGAGGAUUCAGUGGGUUCGGUGAAGAAGAGGAACUCGAUUACAGAUGGAGGAGAGAACAAACAGGAGACUUCUCGUUGUGUACCCAUGGACCCAGAGAUUCUUUGACAGCUUUGGGAACUUGUCCUCUGCCUCUGCCAUAAUGGGUAACCCAAGAGUCAAAGCCCAUGGCAAGAAGGUGCUGACUGCUUUUGGAGAAACCAUUAAGAACCUAGACAACCUCAAGUCUGCCUUGGCCAAGCUCAGUGAACUGCACUGUGACAAGCUACAUGUUGAUCCUGAGAACUUCAAACUCUUGGGUAAUGUGCUGGUGAUUGUUCUGGCUAGUCACUUCGGCAAUGAAUUCACGGCUGAGGUACAGGCUGCCUGGCAGAAGUUGGUGGCUGGGGUGGCCACUGCUCUGUCCCAUAAGUACCACUGAGCCCUUUCUCUAGCUGUCCAGCAAUCCUGUGUGUCCCCUCUGCCCUCUUUCUUCACAUGAGUACUGGACUGGUCCUUGAAAGGACAGCAUGUUUAAUAAAGAUCAUUCUUCCUGGUAAUCAAAAA
Molecule: messenger RNA, 1060 nt
Organism: Rattus norvegicus (Norway rat)
Lineage: Eukaryota; Metazoa; Chordata; Mammalia; Rodentia; Muridae
Gene: Hbe1
Product: hemoglobin subunit epsilon 1
Biological process (GO): oxygen transport
Cellular component (GO): hemoglobin complex
Molecular function (GO): heme binding; oxygen binding
Source: RefSeq, a predicted model, not a curated record